Molecule: messenger RNA, 366 nt
Organism: Phytophthora sojae
Lineage: Eukaryota; Oomycota; Peronosporomycetes; Peronosporales; Peronosporaceae
Exons: 1
Source: RefSeq, a predicted model, not a curated record
UCCGCGCCGCCAUGACGAUGGACUCGACGUCCGCGUCGUCGUCCAAGGCGCACGCGGACGCGGCGACCGAGGCGAGCGACCGCGAUGCGCGCAACGCGUCCAAGGAUGACGCCUCGCGCAAGAAGCGGCGAGUCGCAGCGCAUGAGCCGCGGCCAGCAGCAGGUGGCCGACAGCCUCAACCAGCUGGACCGCCGCAAGCACGCGGGCAUCCACCACCGCGUCGAGGAGGAGGAGCGGCGUCACCAACUCGAGUCACUUUAUCCUACACGUCGAGUCCAGGAUGAUGAUGAUCUGCAGGAUGAUGAAGAGUGCCGACGCCACGCGCGCUAUGUCCACGUAUCCGUCGAAGAAAUCUACCCCCACACA